GGUCCCUGACGGAUUUGGGCCAUGAAGCGGGGGGCAGCGGGCGGCAAGCAGCGAUGGUGGCGGCAGAGGCGGCAGCAACGGGUGGGCAGCGCAUGGUGCGCAUGUGGGAGCGCUUGAAACGCAUCAUGCCACCACCCAGAGGUUCCGACCUUGAG
Closterium sp. Yama58-4 is the source of this 155-nucleotide messenger RNA. NCBI's taxonomy places the organism in Eukaryota, Viridiplantae, Streptophyta, Zygnematophyceae, Desmidiales, Closteriaceae. The record is from the annotation of a GenBank genome assembly.